UAUGAGAAUUGGGAUUACAUUUAUAAAAAAAUAUAAUGUUUACCAAUCAUUAUUAUUUUUAUGGAGUUGAGAGUAUUUUAUUUAAUUCGACGUUUUAAAUCUAAAAUUUUGUGAAAUAAUUUUUUAUAUUUAUCACAGUGUAACAAUAAAUAGCUCUUUUUUUUUAAAUCAUUGAAUCAAUAUAGAGAGAAUAAGCUAGGCUAGGAAAGUUUGAGCGUGAAGAGAGAAAAAGAUCAAGAUAGUACAUGGUAGAAAUAAGCUAAAUUGAUCAUAAGUAAAGAAAUAGCUUCAACAUCCCAUGUAGGGAUUAUCUGAUGAAUUUGAAUACCCAAGAUUGAUGCUUCAGUUUGUCACCAAUUCUUUUUCACUAGACGGUUUCCUGGCUUCUGCCCAGUAAACACUCACUUUCGGAAAUUUUUACAAUAUGUCGAAAAUGGAUCAUUUGUCAACAUCAUCAUUUCAAACACAUAUAAAGAAUUUUAUUCUAGCUGCUAAAAAGUAUUCAAAUUGUCGCGAUGAUCCAUCAUCAAAUGGUCUAUUAUGUGCUCUAAAAAUACUUGGUCAGCCUUCUGAUCAAUUUUUACUCAAUGUUGCUGGUACAUUAGAACAAGAAUUUUUUAUUAACUUGUAUGAACUUAUGAAUGAAAUCAAUGACAAUUCUGAAAUAAUUUGGGCUGCUAUUAAUGUUUUACAAGUAAUAAUCAAGCAGGAAUUCACAGAACCUUCAAUCAUACAUAAAUACAAUUUUACGUUAAUUCUGACCAAAGUUCUCAAGGAUCAAUUAUCAUUAGAUCGAAAAAUUAAAGUGCUUAAAUUACUGCAAGAAUUGACUUACGGUCAGAAAACGCAAUGGCAAGAAAGUUACUUGCCUGAAUUAAUUUCUUUAUUGGUAAAGUGGAUAUCAAAUAACGAUAAAGAUUUGGUAUCGUUUUCUUUAGGUGUUCUAGUUAAUGUGUGUUGUAAAAACAAGCUUGCAAUGUUUACUUUAGUGAAAUGCACAGAUUCUAAAUCUUUUAUGCGUUUGCUUUUAAAAAUUCAAUCCAACAACAUUUUUAUUAGAGUUCAAGUUUAUAAAUUAUUAUUGGUUUUGGAGCAAGUUUCUGGCCAAGUACCACAUGUAGAUGUCAAUCAUUUUAUUGAUGUAACCUUUGCCGUUUUAGAAGAAGGAUUGAAAUUACAAAAUGUCUGUGUUUUACGCCAUGUUGUAGAUUUUUUUGUUGAUAUAUGUGAUCAUUCACAUUGGAAAGAUUCGGUUGUAACAUAUUCUAAUUACAAAUCAAAACUAACAAGUUUAUUACAAAUUAUGAAAAAUGCUGAAAAUCGUGAUAGUUUUCAAAAUGGAAACAAUACUACUUUGCAAUGUGUUCAUUUGGUUUUACAAUUUAUUCAUUAUGUUAUUCAGUUAAAAAUUGGAAUUGCGGAUAUUUUAUAUCCUGAUAUUAUAUUGCAUAUAAGUUACUGGGCUCAAUUUGAUGAACUCUGUACGAUAACAUUGCCAAUUCUGCAAAGUAUCACGUAUGAUAUUCGAAAUCGAAACAGUUCAAUAGAAUUAAAUCUUCUGAACAGCGUCAAUUCCAAACUCGAGCAAAGCUUAAAUGUACUAUUUAAUUUGUUCGAUAAUAACAGUAAUUUAGAGAUUUCGUGCAAUAACAAAACAUGGGAAAAGUAUACAGUAUGCUUUCGACUUUUGCAAGAGAUGUUAAAGUUACGUAAUUUGUAUGAAAAAAUUGAUGAUAAACUUAAUUGUUCUUCCCUACAAUUAUUAUUUCAUUCAUUGAUGUUAGUUGAUAUAAAGAUUCCGUGCAAUUUAGAAAAUAUUCAAUUUGUUUACGUAGAAGCCCUUUGCCUUCUAUCAGAUUUAGUUAAUAAAAAUCCAAAAUGGAUGAGUUUAUAUUCAGAAGUAUUGAAUCAAAAACAUGUUUAUUACAUACUAGCGUUUGUUAUCUAUAACGGUUCCAAAAAAAUGAAACAAAGAGUUCUGGAUUUAAUUACUAAAUUUUCACAGCAGAGUACUCUAAUGUUGUCUGAAUGUCUGGAAGAACUUAAUCAAAUACCACAAAAACAAAUAAACUCAUAUUCAUCAGACAUCGAAAUGAAACCGUUAUGUACUUUAGCUCAAGAAAACCAGAUACAAACAUACAUCAAUCAGUUAGAUAAUAUGUUUACUUGUGAUAAUAUUCAAAAUGUAACUACAAGUCGUGUUAUACAGUUGUAUCAGAGCAAAGUGAAUUUGAUACAGCAUUCAGAAAGUUGGUUAAAGCAAAGCUUAAAUAAUGCUUCUAAAGAAAUUACACAUUUAAACCAUAAAAUAGUAGGCUUACACAAUGAGUCUUCACAACUGCACCAUAUCUUACUAGAAAGCCAUCAAUCAAUUGAUGCAUUAACUAUGGAAAAUAAUGAACUAAAAUAUAAGUUUAAUAAACUUACCGAACAACUUUCUAUUGCCAAUAAUAAUUUAGCAAAUUUGACUCAAAAUUAUGAAUCAAAACGUCAAAUGAUCAAAGAACAAGAUGAAACUAUUAAAAAAAUUGAAAAACAAUUAGAAGAGCUGCAUAUAGAAAGUACCCGAAUGAGAGAGGACUUAUUAAAUCAGUUGCAAAACGAAAAAAUGGAAACUAAGAAACAAGUCUCGAACUUAGAACAACAGUUGACAGAAAAACAAUGUUUCAUAAAUGAAAAAGUCGAAGAAAUUGAUAGUAAGAAAUCUCUUAUUAAAAAUUUGGAAAAUAAUAUCUCUGAUCGAGAGAAAGACAUAAAUGAUUUACGUAAGCAACUCGAAGAACAACAUAGAGUUCGGGAAAUGAUUAGUCAGAUGUUAGCUGCUACAUCCAGUAAACCUUAAAUUUGUGUUAAGUGACAAUGUAAUUUUAUUACUAUAAUUUUUAGUAUUAUUCAUAACUAAAAUUCAAUUUUUUUUAUUGUAUAAUUUAUUUAAUUUUAAUUAAUUAUGAUGUUUUAUAAUUGACUUGAAUUUUUACUGAAUCUUAAUAAAUUCUUUAUAUGUAAAGUAUAUAUGAUGUAUUAU
This is a messenger RNA of Adelges cooleyi (spruce gall adelgid), 3025 nucleotides long. RefSeq lists its product as uncharacterized. Bases 425 to 2842 code for a protein of 805 amino acids. Lineage: Eukaryota; Metazoa; Arthropoda; Insecta; Hemiptera; Adelgidae. The record is from RefSeq and is a predicted model, not a curated record. The transcript has 12 exons.